AAAUGAGGCAGUCAUGUCAUAUUGUGUCAUGUGGAGGAAGCAAACAAAGAGAUGUCAUUGAUAUUCGAGAGGGGGCAUUGUCUUUUUAAGGAGCCACCUUCAGGACUCAACUUCAGAGUUCAGAUGAGAAGAAGACUACUUUCUUUCUUCAUAUUCAUUCAUAUAAACGUUGCCAAAGAAGAAAGCUGAAAAUCAUCGGUCGAUCGGAAAAAGCUAUAUAUAUAUAUAUAUACAAGAAGCUGAAUAGCUGAUACGCGCCCCUCAAGGUAGAAAUGGAUUCUAAAGAACCCACGAAUCCCAAUCUGCAUGAGAAGCCCCAACUUCUUCCUUCUGAUACUACUAACUCUCAUGCAAUGACCAAAACCUCCAUAAUAGUGGAUGCAUCAAACUACAUCAGAGAGCUUAAACAGAAGGUGGAAAAUCUUCAGCAAGACAUCUCAACUUCAAGAAGUUCAACGAGUGAUGAGACCUCUUCAUGGCCUAAAGUCACAGUAAAAACCCUAGAAAAGGGCAUCUUGGUGAAUGUAUACUCAGGAAAAAGUUGCCCCGGGCUGCUUGUGUGCAUACUGGAGGCCUUUGAAGAAGUGGGUCUUAAUGUGCUUGAUGCUAGGGUUUCUUGUGAAGACAACUUUCACUUGCAAGCCAUUGGGGAAGAAAAUGAAGAAAAUGAGGACAGCAUCAAUGCCCAGGUGGUGAAACAAGCUAUUUCAGAUGCAAUAAAAAUUUGGGAAGAAAGUAGUAAUGAGCAAGGAGAGUAAUCCUAUCAUCGCAAAUUCGAUCGGCCGCGUUGCAUAUGUGAUCAUUAAUUGAUGAUGGUUUGCUAGCAGCAGUGUGCAUGUUUUGUUACUUUUAGGCUCUCUUUUUCCUUUUUCUUUUUCUUUUUUUUUAUACUUCUCAGAAGUGAUAAAAUUCCUCAAGUAAGGUUUUAAAUUUUUUGUGGAUUGGGGUACUAGUCACUUAGCUAGAUUGAAGAAAGCAAUGAUGGAUGGUCGAAGAUCACCAAUGUUGAUUUCAACUUCUCUAGAAUUAAUCCAGAGAAAAGUUCAAUAAUAAAUAAUAUGUGCUUUUGGUUAAGUGAGUACUGUUUUCUUACACCGUAUAGAUGUGUGUGCUACAUAUAUACAACAAAUGCAAGCUAAUGUGUCACUGAACAAUUAGUUCGUACUUCAUCAAUCAACCAGUCAAAAUUUCCUGCUAUUUGUUUUGAUGAUAUUAAUUAGCUACCAUGCAUUUUAUUUAGAGACCAGAAGAACUCCAAUUGCC
Oldenlandia corymbosa var. corymbosa is the source of this 1263-nucleotide messenger RNA. NCBI's taxonomy places the organism in Eukaryota, Viridiplantae, Streptophyta, Magnoliopsida, Gentianales, Rubiaceae. The record is from the annotation of a GenBank genome assembly.